Messenger RNA from Oncorhynchus gorbuscha (pink salmon), 600 nucleotides. RefSeq names its product arpin-like. The record is from RefSeq and is a predicted model, not a curated record. NCBI's taxonomy places the organism in Eukaryota, Metazoa, Chordata, Actinopteri, Salmoniformes, Salmonidae. The transcript has 5 exons. The coding region runs from base 1 to 600 and encodes 199 amino acids. Gene Ontology annotation, biological process: negative regulation of actin nucleation.
AUGAAGGACUGCUGCGCCACCUUCCUGUUCAAUGGUCUAGUUGUCAUAUUAGAGGGAAAGUUGGUUGAUGUUUCACGCCAUGUUAUUACUGACAUCAACAAAGGUAAACUGACAUUUUCUGUUUCAUACAUCAAAACCAGUCAAAUCCACCAGAGGAAAUAUGAUGCUAAAGGAAUGGAAAUAGAACCAAACUUCAGUGAUACCAAAAAGGUCAACACAGGUAAUCUCGUCAUCAUUCAAGGUGGAGGAGAGAUUGACCGCCUCACUGAGGUCCAGCUGGAAAACCUAGUGACCAAGGAGGAUCUGGUGAAUGUGACAGGGAAAAACUGUCCCAGUGGGACCUACACUUUCUGGCACCCAGAGGGAGAGAUAGACAAGAUCGAACUAGAAACAGGCCAGGACAUUCGACUGAAAACCAAAGGCAAUGGUCAAUUCAAAUCUAAUUGUAUUUUUUCCUUGGCCAAAGUCGAUGGAGGCACAGUAACCAAGUGCAAUUUUGCAGGCGACGAAAAGGCAGGAGCAUCGUGGACAGACAAAAUAAUGGCCAACAACUCAGAUGUCAGCAACGAAGUUGGAGGGACAGGGCGUGGGAGCAGAUGA